Anisakis simplex (herring worm) is the source of this 204-nucleotide messenger RNA. Lineage: Eukaryota; Metazoa; Nematoda; Chromadorea; Rhabditida; Anisakidae. The record is from the annotation of a GenBank genome assembly.
AUGAAGACGUGUUAUUGUUUGAUGAGACUGGACGGCGGUGAAUUUUCUGAACUAUUUUCUGAGUCAGCACGCAGAGUGGCAUUACGCGAUGUGUUCAAAGCACGAUCCCAAGGUGAUGUUCAUGUUAGCGUUCUUCUGAUCAGACGCAUCGUGUACAAAGGUGCGGAGAACGUGAAUAGUGUGUUGAUGGAGAAGAAAACUUAA